AUGAUGAGCUACAGCCUGGAGGCGCUGCUGGGCGCCGGCCCCGGGCUCUUCCGCAAGGAGCUGCCCGGGCGCCACGCGCCGCGCUCGGCCGGCUCCAGCGGCUUCCACUCGCGCAGCUCCGGCUCCGCCGGCUCCCGGCGCGGCUACGGGCUCGGCAGCGAGAGCGGCGAGGCGCUGAACGGCGCGGAGCUGCGCGGCCGCAACGAGAAGGAGCUGCUGCAGGGGCUGAACGACCGCUUCGCCGGCUACAUCGAGAAGGUGCGGCAGCUGGAGCUGCACAACCGCGCGCUGGAGGCCGAGACGGCGGCGCUGCGGCAGCAGCAGGCGGGGCGCUCGGCCAUGGGCGAGCUGUACGAGCGGGAGAUCCGCGACAUGCGCGGCGCAGUGCUGCGCCUGGGCGCGGAGCGCGGGCAGCUGGCGCUGGAGCACGAGCGCCUGGGCGACGACGUGCAGCAGCUGCGGCAGCGCCUGGAGGACGAGGCGCGGCAGCGGGACGAGGCGGAGGCGGCGGCGCGGGCGCUGGCCCGCUUCGUGGACGAGUCGAGCCUGGCGCGGGCCGAGCUGGAGAAGAAGGCGGCGGCGCUGCGGGACGAGGCGCGCUACCUGCGCCACGCGCACGACGAGGAGGUGGCCGAGCUGCUGCAGCGCAUCCAGGCCGGGCCCGGCCUCGCCGCCCUCGACAUGCGCGACGCGCUCAAGCCCGACGUGACGGCCGCGCUGCGGGAGAUCCGCGCCCAGCUCGAGGGCCACGCGGCGCAGAGCACGCUGCAGUCCGAGGAGUGGUUCCGAGGGAAGCUGGAUAAGCUGUCUGAAGUUGCCAAGCUGAACACAGAUGCCAUCCGCUCUGCCCAGGAAGAGAUUUCUGAAUACCGCCGGCAGCUCCAGACCAAGAUGACAGAACUUGAAGCCCUCAAGGGAACCAAGGAAUCUCUAGAGAGACAAAGACAAGACACAGAAGAGCGCCAUCAUAUUGAUGUUACAUCCUACCAGGAAACCAUACAGCAGCUGGACAAUGAACUGAGGAAUACCAAGUGGGAGAUGGCAGCUCAGCUUCGAGAGUACCAGGACCUGCUGAAUGUCAAAAUGGCCCUGGAUAUAGAAAUUUCUGCUUACAGAAAGCUCCUGGAAGGAGAAGAAUACCGCAUCGGAGUUGGGCCAUUCCCCUUCCCUGAGAUGCUUCCUAAGACUCCCAGCAUCCCCACCCACAUAAAAGUGAAAAGUGAGGAGAAGGUCAAGGUGGUGGAGAAGUCUGAGAAGGAAACUGUAAUUGUGGAGGAGCAGACGGAGGAAAUCCAGGUAACAGAAGAGGUGACGGAGGAAGAGGAGGCUGAGAAGAAAGAGGAGGCUGAGGGGGAGGAGGAAGCACCUGAGGCAAAAGAGGAAGAAAAGGGAGAAUCUGAAGCAGAAGCAGAGGGUGAGGAAGAGGAGACCAAAUCCCCAGAAAAGGAGGAGGCCAAGUCCCCAGCUGUCAAAUCCCCUGAGAAACCUGCGUCCCCCACAAAGGAGGAGGCCAAAUCCCCUGAGAAACCCGCACCCCCCACAAAGGAAGAGGCCAAGUCCCCAGUGGUCAAGUCCCCUGAGAAACCCGUACCCCCCACAAAGGAAGAGGCCAAGUCCCCGGCGGUCAAGUCCCCAUCCCCUACAAAGGAAGAGGCCAAGUCCCCGGCAGUCAAGUCCCCUGAGAAACCUGCAUCCCCUACAAAGGAGGAGGCCAAGUCCCCUGAAAAGGUCAAGUCCCCCACAAAGGAAGAGGCCAAGUCUCCAGCGGUCAAGUCCCCUGAGAAACCUGCAUCCCCCACAAAGGAGGAGGUCAAGUCCCCCACAAAGGAAGAGGCCAAGUCUCCAGCAGUCAAGUCCCCUGAGAAACCUGUAUCCCCUGCAAAGGAAGAGGCCAAGUCUCCAGAGAAGGCCAAGUCCCCUGUGAAGGAGGAGGUCAAGUCACCAGAGAAAGAAGCUGUCCCCAAGAAGGAACCCAUCAAAUCACCCCAGAAGGAAACAAAGGCACCUGUGAAAGAAGAGAAACCAGUGGAGAAAGAGGAGAAAGCCCCAGCUAAGCCAAAAGCUGAGGAAAAGGAAGAAAGCAAGAAAGAGGAGGCACCCAAAAAGGAAACCCCAGCCAAAGAGCCACACAAACCUGAGGCUAAGGUUGAGAAGAAGGAGGAGGAGAAACCCAAAGAGGAGGACAAGAAGAAAGCUGCUGCUCCUGAGCCUUCCGCCCCUGAGAAGAAAAAGGAAGCUGUGAAGGCUGAGGAGAAAGAGGUAAAGGAGAAGGAACCUCCCAAACCAGCACCGAAACCCAAAGAGAAGGUGGAAGAGAAAGCCGCUAAGCAGGAGCCUGAGCCCAAACCACAGGAAGCUAAGGCCAAGGAGCCCAGCAAACCAGCAGCAAAGGAGGCCGAAAAGCCAAAGGCUGAGGAGAAGAAGGAAGAACCAAAGAAGGAAAAGUCUGAGCCCAAAAAGGACCUGGAGGAAAAAACCAAAGCUGAAGCUAAACCCAAAGAAGAGGCAAAGGCUGCCAAGGCAGAACCUAGCAAAGACACCAAGGACACCCCCAAAGUAGAAGCACCCAAAGAAGUACCAGAGGCUACCAAACCCAAGGCAGAGAAAGCAGAAAAGUCUUCAAGCACAGAGGCAAAAGAAAGCAAACCCGCAGAGAAAGCUGCUGCUCCUGAUGACAAAGCCAAGAAGAGUGAGAAGUGAACAAUGGAGCUUUGGACAUGUAAGGAGGUGGGCCACCAAAGAGAGCUUUGAAGCUUUCCCUGAUCUGUGACUGAACAUGUUUUUUUUUCCAAAAGAUGAGACUUUGCUUAGGUGAUGGAUGACCUCCUUUGUCUGAGCUGGAACUUACAUUAGCAAUAUGUUUAUGUGAAAGACAAAAACAAAUACCUGAGCCUACUCAACUGGUGGUUCAAAUAUGUUAUGAUAGCUUCAGUAGCAGAAUGUGAUAUAUGCAGAAUGCCACAUUUAAACACUUGAAUUAUUAAGAAAAACUGCCCCUUUUCAAAUAAGUGCAUUUAUCUAAUGUAUGUGCAAUUGAUGGACAAAUGCAAUAAAGAAUGUACACAGUUAGAGCUCUAUUAUGCUUUGGAGAUGUACAGUAGAUAGGAAACUCAAGAGUUGUAAAUGCCUUUUCAUUUUACAAAUGGAACAACAUUUCUCACUUGUAGCCUACACAGACUGUAGCUGACAUGAAUGGAAUCAGGUUAGACACUGCAGAACUCCACACAGAUAAGAAGUGCACUAGACAAACUCAAGUCCACUUUCAAUUGCUUAUGUGCAAUAAAACAAAUAAAGUGCUUACAGACAAAACCA
This is a messenger RNA of Alligator mississippiensis (American alligator), 3312 nucleotides long. RefSeq names its product neurofilament heavy chain (gene NEFH). The record is from RefSeq and is a predicted model, not a curated record. Gene Ontology annotation, cellular component: axon; neurofilament. Gene Ontology annotation, molecular function: structural constituent of postsynaptic intermediate filament cytoskeleton. Gene Ontology annotation, biological process: axon development. Lineage: Eukaryota; Metazoa; Chordata; Crocodylia; Alligatoridae. The transcript is spliced from 4 exons. Bases 1 to 2700 code for a protein of 899 amino acids.